AUCCUUCUGGGAGGUCAGUCAUGGGUGUGAGAGGCUUGCAGGGGUUUGUGGCAAGCAGCUGCCCACAUGUAUGUACAGCAGUGAAUUUCAAAGAGCUGGCCGAGCAGCACCAAAGCAAGCAUCCCGGAUGCACGCCCACCAUCGUGGUGGACGCCAUGUGCUGUCUCAGGUACUGGUACACCCCUGAGUCAUGGGUUUGCGGCGGCCAGUGGAAGGAGUACUUUUCUGUCCUGCGAGAUUUUGUGAGAACUUUUACAGACGUGGGCAUCAAGUUGGUAUUCUUCUUUGAUGGCAUGGUGGAGAAGGAGAAGAGAGAUGUUUGGGUGAAACGGAGACUCAAGAACAACAGGGAGAUUGCCAGGAUUUUCCAUUAUAUCAAGACGCACCGGGAGCAGCCCAGCAGGAGCAUGUUCUUCAUCCCCUCGGGGCUGGCCGUAUUCACGCGGUUUGCUCUGAAGGCGCUGGGUCAGGAAACCCUGUGCUCCUUACAGGAGGCUGACUACGAGGUGGCUUCCUACGGCCUCCAGAACAGCUGUCUGGGGAUCCUCGGAGAAGACACCGACUACUUAAUUUAUGACUCCUGUCCCUACUUUUCCAUCAGUGAGCUCUGCCUGGACAGCCUCAGCACUGUCAUGCUCUGUAGGGAGAAGCUCUGUGCGAGUCUGGGCCUCUGCCUGGCAGACCUUCCCCUUCUGGCCUGCCUGCUGGGCAACGACGUCGUCCCGGAAGGCAUGUUUGAAACCUUUCGGUACAAGUGCUUGUCCUUCUAUACCUCUGUGAAAGAGAACUGUGACAGGAGAGGCAACGUCAUCUUAGCUGUAGCAGACCACAUAGCUAAAGUCCUUCGCUUAUAUCAAGGUGAGAAAAAGCUGGAAGAGAUGUUACCUUUGGGACCAAACAAAGCUCUUUUUUAUAAGGGGAUGGCAUCAUAUCUUUUACCAGGACAGAAAUCUCCAUGGAUUCCCCCAAAAGCCAAAGCUAUAACAACUUUGGACAAGCAGAUAGUAUCAGUGAGUUCAGACCCUGAAUCCAAGCAAGAAAGUCCUGAGAGUUCAGACCCUGAAUCCAAGCAAGAAAGUCCUGAGAGUACAGAUUCUGGAUCCAAGCAAGAAAGUCCUGUGUGUACAGACCCUGAAUCCAAGCAAGAAAGUCCCAUGUGUACAGACCCUGAGUCUAAGCAGGAAGAUCCCAUGUGUACAGACCCUGAAUCCAAGCAGGAAGUUCCCAUGUGUACAGACCCUGAAUUCAAGGAGGAAGACCCCAUGAAUAUGGAGCCUGAAAUCAAGCGACAAGUAACCAUGGUUUCAGACACUGAAAUCUUAAAGGUUGCUAGAGCCCAGCACGUGCAGGCGGAGAGCUACCUGGUGUACAACAUCAUGGCCAGUGGGGAGAUCGAGUGCAGCAACACCUUGGAGGAUGCCCUGGACCAGGCCCUGCCCAGCCAGGCCUUCGUCUACCGCCCGGUGCGGCAGCGUGUCUACUCCCUCCUGCUGGCGGAUGGCCAUGAUGGCGCCAGCUGCCCUCCCGUCCAGGAGUGGUUUGUGUACUCUGGGAACCCGCUGACACACCCGGACCUCGUCAGGCCUCUGCAGAUGAGCCUCCCAGGGGGAACGCCUAGCUUGAAACUGCUGUGGCUGAACCAUGAGCCCGAAACCCAAGCACGGCGCGUGGAGGUGCUCCUCGCCUGUUUCGACCUCUCCUCCUCGAGGGAAGAGCUGCAGGCUGUGGAGAGCCCCUUUCAAGGGCUGUGCUGCCUCCUCACCUACCUGUUUGUGCAGGUGGACACACUGUGCUUGGAGGACCUGCAUGCUUUCAUCGCUCAGGCCCUGUGCCUCCCAGGGAAGUCAGCUGGGCAUCUCGCAGACUUACAGGUGGGGAACUGAGGUGGAGUGGGAGGCUGAACGCAACUUCUCAUGAAAUGAAGGGGACGUUGACGCCAAGUGGGACUUUCCUUGUCUGUUGACACUGGGUCGCCUCCCACCACCCUGUUAUUGGCGGAGUUGAAGUGGAUUCAGGGCCCUCAUGUCCAGCCAGCUUCUUGCCUCUUCCCUUUCCAUGAGAAAGACCCUGUGCCCAGGAGUAAGGCGGUUUGGGAAAAUGCCCUGGACAGCAGGCUGAGGGAAGCUGUGAGUGAGGGAAGGUGUUCAAUUUAAAGAAAGAAAAACCAGCCACAGGUGAGGAGGCGCUGGUCUCACCGACACAGCACAGGGAGGAGCUGAGCAGGCCCGGGCUCCUCUCAGGGGUGCUCAGUGCUCCGACGUGGCUUUUCCUGGACCAGCUGCAGCUGUCCGUGGUGCUCAGCCGACAGCUCCAGAGCACGGAGCGUGUUCCUUGUUCUGUAAGGGCUCCCCGUGCCUCAUGCAGCCCAAGGAGAGACACGUGGAGGGAGAUGGGAUUUAGGGUAGAAUCUGCAGAGUUAGGAGGGAAAGUCAUCAAAGUAACAGACUUAACUAGAGAGCACACGUAGCUUCUGGGGUCCCCCUUUUUAAGCAGCAAGACCAUCCCGCCCCCCCCACCUCCCCCCACUGGCUUUGACUCCAGCCUCCUUCCAGACGGAAGUUCUCCUUUCAGAAUGAAAGAAUCAAGAGGACAGACAGACGCAGCUAAGCAGGUGGGCAGCCUCUGCCCUCACACACGCUCCUGACAAGCUCUCUGCAGACAACUCCGCCAGACCCAGGAGGCUGAGGAGUAGCCCCAGGACACGAGGGCCAGACCCGCACCCGCUGUCCUCGGCGCCUGCCCAGCAAGGCUCGGGGAGUUUCCCUGAGGGCCGUCUUAGACGGCGGUGCCACUGCCACCCGGAGGCCCUGCCGCUUCCAUGUGGAACCUGCAACAUCGGACCAGGCCUUUCGGACCAGAAAGGUGACCUCAGAGCCUCCGACUUUAACGCUGUGGCCUGUGAAAGUCCCCACGUGGCUUCGAUGAGGAGAUUGCUGUCUGAUAAGCAGCUGGAGCCGGGCCUGCUCAGCCAGCUCCCACCAGCCCCGCGUCUCCACUGGUUUCAGCCCUCGUCAGCCGUUCGGUGUGGUUCUCUUCCUGAGCGGCUUGUCGAGGAGGAAAGCUGAGCUUAUUUUCCAAAACCUGACAUCGUAAUUAGAAAAACAAAACAAGGCAAAUGUGGCUGAGAAAUACUUUUCUAGGGAAAAGAUAUUCUGGAAAAUGAAAAUAUAUAACCACACCGGUUUUAACCACACAGGACCCUCGCCUGCAGACAUAGGGAAGCUCAGGAGAGCACCCUGGACAUGCGGGUGGUUCUGGGGUGAGCACAUCACUGCUGCUGGUGGUGUGGCCGGUGUAGAGCCAGAGGACAGCCGAGGGCCAGACCCGUGCCCUGCCUGUCUACCACGCCCAGUGUGCCCACCGCCUCUGCUAGGCCCCGCUCGGACAGUGGCGAAGGAAAGCCAUGCUAGGAAUCGGAGGUGCUGGUGCUGCCCCUCCCGUCCCGAGGUGGCAGAGCUGGGCCCACGUUCCCUGCAGCCCUGACACCUGCCCGAGACCAGGUCGUGCAUCCCUUUCCCACUUGGGACUCCUGGGGCAGCGAGAAGCCUGCAGCGGGAACACCGUGUGGCGGGGGCUGUGGCUCUGCUGCAGGGAGGAGGGUGGCGGCUCUGAAGGCUGCCCAGCACUGCCUCCUGUGCCAGAGCUGACGGGUGCCGCCUGGUCAGGUCGCUUGCUGUUGACUCACCGAGGCUUUAUGUUCACUGAAGAUCUCUAAGAGCAAACACUGUCUGUCACUUAGGUUUGUUGUUUCUCAAGAACAAACUUUCCAGUUUAAAAACUAGUGUCAUCUCCCCCUUGAUGGGAGCCUGCCUGUGGAGAGCUGCUAAGGCCAGAGGACCUGGGCACAGGUAGCCCUGCCCCGCCCCGCCCCGCCCCUGGGUUACCCGGCUUGCGGAGCCCAUCUCCCUAUUCAGUAGGGAGGGAGCUUGACCUUGGACAGGCUCUAGAGGACAUCAGCAGGCCAUGGUUUUAGGACAAUUUGGAAAGCAGUCCUGGACAGCAGACGCCUUUACUCAACCUUAGAUUGCCCGGUAAUCCCAGCUUAUGGUGAAUUUCCCAAGAUCAAGUGUUUUUUAUGUCGGUCAGUGAAGUGAAACCUUGAUUAUGAAGGGGAUAAAGUGUCACAUUUCCUGCCUUAUCCUGGUUUUGUGACUGAAUCAGACAGGCAGUGACGUCCAGGUGGCAGCUGCUGAACUUGAGUUCCUUGGCGGCUGAGCAGACGUGCACACGGCCAGAACCGUGGACGCCUGCUGGGUGGCGGUGACCUGUGUGCCACAGAGGCCAUAGGGAGGCGAAGGCUGUCGCCCAGCAGGUCCCCCCGGUGGCAGGUUAGCUCUGUCUCAGGGCAGUCAGGACGUUUCCCAUCAGGGGGACUCACCAGCAACAACAUACUUUGUGUUGGAAAGGUCGUCUUAAUUGUAAAAGUUAGCCCAUCAACCCUGUAAGCCAUUGUAUCCUCAGUGAUAAGUAUUUAUUUAAAAUGAUAUUUUCAGUAAUCACACU
Messenger RNA from Myotis brandtii (Brandt's bat), 4503 nucleotides. It is a transcript of the gene FAM120B, whose product is annotated as family with sequence similarity 120B. The transcript has 6 exons. Gene Ontology annotation, cellular component: nucleus. The record is from RefSeq and is a predicted model, not a curated record. Bases 21 to 1883 code for a protein of 620 amino acids. Lineage: Eukaryota; Metazoa; Chordata; Mammalia; Chiroptera; Vespertilionidae.